AUGGUUGGAAAACGAAAGAGGGACGCGGCCGUUGUGUCGAGAUCCACCACUGCCGAAGACGAAGAAACGAACUCUACGACUCCUAUCGAUACCAAUUCCCAUGACGUUUUCCGCAAGUUUUUCGAAGCACAAUUCCAGCCUUUAGAUCUGCCCGGGGAUCAGACCAAGCAUGACCGGGAAGAAAGUGAAGAGGAGGCCGAUGGAACCGACGAGGAAGACUCUGAGGGGUCUGAAAAUGGAUCGGAAUGGGGUGGUCUCUCUGGAGAGGAUGACGGAAACAAUGAAGUCGAGGUAGUUGAGCAUCAAGGACCGUCCAGGGAAAAGAGGGACCUGCUCGACAAGAAAGCUCGCAAGGCUUUUAUGACCGCGAAACCUCCAUCUCUUGCUUCAAAUGCGACGACGGAAAAACCCACCCCGAAAAAGGUCGAGAAAAGCGAUGAAGACAAGGCAAACGAUGCUGAUGACCUGAAGAAUGACCUUGCGCUGCAACGUCUUCUUAAGGAAUCCCACCUUCUGGAGUCCGCAUCGGAGCUCGCGCCCACGGGCAAAAAUCGACUCAAGGCUCUUGACUUGAGAAUGCAAACCUUGGGGGCCAAGGAGUCGCUUUAUAAGCAGAAUAUGCCUUCAUCCCACCGAAGAGGUAUCAAAGCCAAAGCUGAACACAGAGAAGAAAAGCGACGGAAAGAAGCAAAGGAGAAUGGAAUCAUUCUAGAAAAACCCGCACCAAAGAAAGCGGGCGGCGCCGGGCACCGGGAACGUGGAGUUGGAGGACCUUCCGUUGGAAAAUUUGCAGGCGGCACUCUGAACUUGAGCAAGCAGGACAUAUCGGCCAUCCAAGCGUCCGGCCAGUCGUCGUCCAGAGGGAGAGGAAGGGGGAGGGGGAGGGGGAGGGGCAGAGGAGGUCGUCGUUGA
Aspergillus affinis is the source of this 912-nucleotide messenger RNA. RefSeq lists its product as uncharacterized. The transcript has 2 exons. Gene Ontology annotation, biological process: maturation of SSU-rRNA from tricistronic rRNA transcript (SSU-rRNA, 5.8S rRNA, LSU-rRNA). Bases 1 to 912 code for a protein of 303 amino acids. The record is from RefSeq and is a predicted model, not a curated record. Gene Ontology annotation, cellular component: nucleolus. Lineage: Eukaryota; Fungi; Ascomycota; Eurotiomycetes; Eurotiales; Aspergillaceae.